GGCCACAUCCUCCCCGUGUGCCUCAGGGAAAUGAGCCACCCCCUCUCAUUGGGCCUCGGCGAUUCCCUCUGUGAAAUGGGACCCUGACCCCACGGACUUCCCCAGGGCCCACAGUAGGCGCUCAGUGGGUGUUUGUUGAAUGAGUGACAGCAUGUCGGCCAUGAGUGACACCGGUGUCUCAUGGACCACCAGUGUAGACCCCAGGCAUGGCAGUACCCGCUUGUGCCUGGGUGAACCUCGUGACCCCAUGUCCUUUGGUUUGAGGCAGAGGUGUACCUGGGGCAAUGGCAGAGCAGCACGGAGUGCCGGAGCAGGCGGCAGCGGGCAAGAGCCACGGCGGACUUGGGGGCAGCUACAAGGUGAUCGUGUAUGAGCUAGAGAACUUCCAGGGCAAGCGGUGCGAGAUCACAGCCGAGUGCCCCAACCUGACGGACAGCCUGUUGGAGAAGGUGGGCUCCAUCCAAGUGGAGUCUGGACCGUGGCUGGCGUUUGAGCGCAGAGCCUUCCGCGGGGAGCAGUUUGUCCUGGAGAAGGGAGACUACCCCCGCUGGGACGCCUGGUCCAACAGCCGCCACAGCGACAGCCUGCUGUCCCUCCGGCCUCUGAACAUCGAUGGCCCAGAGCAUAAGCUGCACCUGUUCGAGAACCCAGCUUUCAGCGGCCGCAAGAUGGAGAUAGUGGACGACGAUGUGCCCAGCCUGUGGGCUCAUGGCUUCCAGGACCGCGUGGCCAGCAUCCGCGCCAUCAACGGGACGUGGGUUGGCUAUGAGUUCCCAGGCUACCGUGGGCGCCAGUACGUGUUCGAGCGGGGCGAGUACCGCCACUGGAACGAGUGGGACGCCAACCAGCCGCAGCUGCAGUCCGUGCGCCGCAUCCGCGACCAGAAGUGGCACAAGCGGGGCUGCUUCCUCAGCAGCUGA
This is a messenger RNA of Lepus europaeus (European hare), 920 nucleotides long. RefSeq names its product crystallin beta B3 (gene CRYBB3). Gene Ontology annotation, biological process: lens development in camera-type eye; visual perception. NCBI's taxonomy places the organism in Eukaryota, Metazoa, Chordata, Mammalia, Lagomorpha, Leporidae. The record is from RefSeq and is a predicted model, not a curated record. The transcript has 5 exons. Gene Ontology annotation, molecular function: structural constituent of eye lens. Bases 285 to 920 code for a protein of 211 amino acids.